Mytilus californianus (California mussel) is the source of this 5153-nucleotide messenger RNA. Its product is annotated as inositol 1,4,5-triphosphate receptor associated 1-like. The transcript is spliced from 16 exons. The record is from RefSeq and is a predicted model, not a curated record. Bases 358 to 1827 code for a protein of 489 amino acids. NCBI's taxonomy places the organism in Eukaryota, Metazoa, Mollusca, Bivalvia, Mytilida, Mytilidae.
AGGAUAAAUGAAGUGCCUCUUAUUUCAUCUGCACCCUUUGAUGUUAGAUACUUUAGAAGUUCAAGUUGUUUAUUGGGAAUAUAUUUAUUGUGUGAUAAAUUUAUGAGUGAUCUUUUCUUGUAGCAGACAGGUGAUAGUAUUUCCUAUAGUAAGGAGGAGGAGGAGGAGGAGGAAGAAGUUAAGGUACUAGAUGCUGUGAUAAGAGAACCUGAUCUGUGUAUUGAAAAUCAAGAUACCAGUAGUAAUGACUCUGGUUUGUCACUGACCUCAGCUCUUACCAACAAACUUGAAAAGCUGACUUUAGAAGAUCCAGUAGAAAAGGAGUGUGAGGUUGAUGGAUUAUCUCCCCUUGAGGGAAUGAAAAUGGAACAUACAGAAAUGAAAGUAACAAGUUCACAGUUGUCUCAAAUUAGACAGAACAAUUUGGCUAGACGCAGGGAACAAAUGAAGCAUAUAGCUGUCAUGCCCGAUUUGAAAGAGUCACGUGAAUCAAUGAUGAGUGGUGAGGACCUAUUGCAGACUGAGGAACCUAAACCUCCUGAACAAAAAGAGGAGGAGGAGCCUCCAGCUGAGGUGGAGAAGGCUGUGUUACCAAGUGUUCCUGAUUCAUUCCUCAAGAAACUUGGUCUCAAGUUCAAGAAGAAUGAAAAUGUUGCUAACAGUAUCCAUCAGCUGACAGAAUCUGAAAUAGAGAAUAAGUUUACCAGUCUUUCAUUAGCCUUCAAAACAGAUAAAUUGACUUUAGAGAAAAGACUAGAGAUACAGGAAAGAUACAGAGAUUUAUCUGAACAAAAUGUCGACAAAGAAAUUAAAGGUCUUAGGACAUCUUUGGAGACUAUCAGCCAGUUACCAGAAUGUGUGGAUUCCCAAGUACAAGAUGUAUUGAAGAAGAUCAGAAGACAUAUAGAUGUGCUUGAACAGACUUCAACAAAAGUUUCUAGUAGAGCUGAAGUAUUUGGUGCAGUUCAACAAGAGAAAAGAAUGAGUAAAGCAAUAGAAGUGAUGAUAGCUCAUGUUGAAAAUCUAAAAAUGGCAUAUGAACAGGAACAUAAGGAACUUGAAGAAGCUAGGAAACUUAUUCAAGAUGGUCGUCCAUUUGGUCACACUUUCGAUUCAGAUUCUGGAUUUGCUUCAAGGAGGUCUGCAUCAGUUUGCCAAGGAAUUGGUGGUUUAGGAACAAAAACAGCCAGACGGAGAGUGAGCGAGAUUUCUGGUCCAAGAGUAGGAUCCAAUGGAACAUUAUCCCAUUCUAUGUCCCUGGACUUGAUUGAUACACGGUUGGGACUCAGGAAAGAUCCAAGGGAUGAUGAGGAUGCAAAGUCAAAGUUCCAGAAUGUUAUAGCAUCUACUGUGAUGAAAAAUUCAGUGACGAGUUCACUAAGGACAAACACUAGCGACAGACUAUCUCUGAGUUCUAGAGAGCCAUCUACAGAAGGAGAGAGGUCUUUAACAGUUACAAAACAGAAUUCCAAAGAAGAAGAGGCAUUUCAAAAAGGAUUUGAGCAAGGAUAUAAAGCCCUAGUUGGACGUGACUUAGCCAAUCUAAGAGAACAACAGAACAAUGUCAGUAACACUCUGGAGAACAUCAUGGAUGAAGUAGAGCAGGAUACUGAACAAGAGGAAAAGAAUUUAUCAGACACCAUAAAGGAGAAGUUUUGGGAGAAUGUGCCAUCGUGGGACGUAGCAAGCAAGAAACUAAGAAUGACCAUGGCUGGUUUCGUGUUCUUUAUGGCAUUAUGUAGUAUUGUGUUGUCCUUCUUUCCUUAUGGACAAGCUGCUAUGCAAGUACAACCCCAGUACAAACACAUGGGACAGCCUCCAUCGUGAAUCAAAUCAAUUUUUAUAUUGUUGGUUUUUUAAUGCAUAUCUGUUAUGUAGUAACUUGAGGAAACUCUAGAUGAAUCCGUUUUGGAAAAGUAAUUUGAUACCUCGUUUCCGAAUAUAACGGUACAAGCAUUUGGAUUUAUCUUUUUUGUUGAAGAAAAUUGAUGUUUCCACCAAGUGUCACAUCUAGGGUUUCCAAAGUAACUAGUAAUUUGUUAUUAAUUACUGUUAACUAAAAACCCUCAUCUUGUUCCGAAAAUUCUUUCAAAAUAAAUUUUUAAAAGCUGUUUCCAUCCUCCGUAAAAUAUUUCUCCCUAAAUACAAAUGUGUUGAUAACCUUAAGGUUAAGAAUUCAUAUUUUGAAAAAAAAAUUAUUCAUACUAUAAAAUUAAGAAUUCUUUUUUUGAAAUAAAAAUUAUUCAUACACUAAAAUUAAGAAUUUCCUUUUUAAAAUAAAAAUUAUUCAUACAAAAAAAAUCAGAUAACUGCCAUUUACAUAUCUUUGAAAUUGUUGCAUCAACAAACAUUUCCACAUUAAAUAAUAAUUAAAUUUAAGAGUUUCUAUAAUGAUAGUUUUUUUUUUCAUUUAUCAGAAGAUAUCUUUGAUUCAAAAUGUUAUGAGACAAAUUGAAUCUAAUGUCAUUUUUUUUUAAAAGUUUAUAAAUGUGAAAUAAUAUUUUGAUAGUUAACAUUUCGGUAACAUAGAUAAGGGGGACACUUAUUGUGAAUCUUGGUGAAAUAAAAACAGCUAAUUCACUUCCCUGACCAAAGUGUAGCAAUUUUUCUUCAUUCCUCAUACUUCAUAGAUUUUCAAUCAGUUGCAUUGUCAUAAUUUUUUUUAAAUCGGUUCAUCGAAAUUAUUUUCUUUAACCUAAUUCAAUGAAAGUAAGUUUUUAUGAAAAACAUAUAUUGAAGAAUAAAUGGUAUAUUUGGACACAUUAAUUUCUGUGGUUACUACCUAUAAGAUGUAAAGUGUUUAGCACUGCAGAUAAUAUCACCAUGUAGCUUAAUAAAAUCCUUAAAAUUUUUGAAUAAAAAAGUUCCCAAGUUAAUUUUUAUAACCAAAUAUAUUUUUAUUGACGGGAAUGAAAUACAAUAUUUCUAUUGAAAGUAGUCUUUUUUUUCUAAAAAAAAUUCCCUGCACUUGAAGGUAAAUGAUUUAUUUGAUUGAAGAAAUCCUUGAAUCAGAAAUUAAGAUCUGUUUAUAUAUUUGCAUAAUCAGAAAAAAAACUGUCAUAAUUCCAUUGAUCAGCCAAACAAAGGAUGCAAACUGCCAAGUUUGAUAUUUUUAUAAUUUUAUGUAAUUAUGUAUAUUUUAAUGUCAAAUGUCUCAAAUGUUAUCUGUUUAAACAACUGUGAUAUGUAUUUUAUUUUCAAAGUUCUAUAGAAGCUGGUUAUAGUGAUAUUUUUUAAGGAAUUGUUUCAUACAUUUUUGUGGUAUUUAUUUCGUUGUUAAUCUCUGGAAGAUGAAGAAAACAUUUUGAUGUUCAUACUUUAUGUUGGUUUAACUGCAAUUAGCAGUACUGGUAUUUAAAUUUGUAUGAUUAAAAUUAUGUAAGCCAAGAGGUCUGCAUUUUCUUUGUUUUUUGUAACAGGCCUUUUCAGUUUAGGACCAUGUUGAUAUAUAGCAAGCCCAGAUAGAUUUGUUCUGCUUGCCCACUCUAUUUCUCCGAUAUUAAAACACUAAUUUGUUGCGUUCAUUAUAUAGAAGUAACUAUAAAAAAUUUGUAUGUGCAGUAUAGUUAAUGACUUCAUUCAUAUUUUUUGAAAACAUCAUCACUCUGAAAAUGACCAUUUAAGGCUAAAAGAAAGGUUACAAUAGUUCAUGAUUCUAAGUCAUUUCACUUGUUGUAUAAACAUUUUGUCAUCAUUUCUAAGGGCAUUGAUUUAAAUAUAAUACUAGAAGAUGUAUCCACCUGACCCAUUCCAUUACUUUAAUAAGAAAAGGAGAAGGUAUGAUACGGCAAUUUUUUGGCCCCAAGAAUUUGAAUAUCAAAACUUUUAAACUUACAUAAUUAUGUAACUAUCAAAAAUUAGUUCAUAAGUUUACAAGACGUUAGUCUGACCAAUAUGUGUAUUCAUAUUUUUGAAUCGUUCUUAAGGGGUUUAAAUUUAUUGUAUUCAAUGGAUAUCUUCAAAAACUGCCAAAAGUAGCCUCAUUUCGAGAUCUUUUCAUUUAUAUUUUGAUAUGCGUCACAGCCUUACCAAGAAUGUUAUUUUGCUACCAAAUAUAUUCUUCAAAGAUGUUAGUGUUGGUAAAAUGUCCUUUUGAGUAAGGCUGUGGCUCAUAGAUAAUUUUGCAAUGAACUAGAUACAAGUAUUAAAUAGCCAUUUUAGAUCCACUUUGGCAAUUGUGACAUGUUCAUGACAUUAUAGUAACAUCUUCUACUCUCAAGUCAAGAUUAUAACAUCCUAUUCAUUGUAGAUAGAAUGAAAUUGAUUUUAAAAUUAUUAAUAAAUGUUGACAAUAUUUUUCAGUUUAGGUGUCAGAUAAUGAAUCGUGUCAUACCUUUUCCUUUAUUGAAUUAAUGGUAAUUGUCAGUCAUCUGUUCCACUGUUAUUAAUUAACAUCUUUAAUUUAAAGUUUAUAGAUUGUGGUUAAAAACAGAAGUUUUUGAAAAGUAAGCCUGUCCAAUAUUUCCUCUAGGAUAGAAUUUGAAAAAUACUCCCAUAUAAUAAAUAGGAUUAUUACCAUAUAUUUUUUUGUAAUGCAUUGGUACAUCAUAAUUUUGGACUAGUGUUUGAACAUUCCCAAGAAAAUAAUGUACUUGAAAUACAAGUAACAUGUUUUAAGUCUCAUUUAUUCACUGUCUUUCCUUCACAAUGAAUUGGGUUCAUUUAUUUUGGGUUGGAGAAAAAUUUGCUUAAGGUCCUCUUCAAUAAACUAUAGAACUCAAAGCUUACAGAAAGAUCAAGUUGGUCCAAAGUGGCAACUUCAGUGAUGAUAUCUGAUGUUCAUUGAUAACUGGCACAUAUAUCUCGGUGCAUUUUUAAAAUUCAAAAUGAUGGGCCCAAUUUUUUAUGUAAUUUUUAAUUACCAAGAAUAGAACCAAUGAUGCCCUCUUCCGAUCCACCAAUGUAUCUUGAAAGUAAUUCUGCAGGAGUAAUCAAUACAUGGUAUAUGAAUUAUUUUUAUCAUGCUACAUCUGGGUGAAUCUGGUAUCUUUUGUUGUCCUAUACUGUUUUGUUUUGUUUUUUUGUCUAAAGAUGUUACUUUCAAGUUUUAUAUCUUAAUGUUAAUAAAUAUCUAUUUUUACAUAUGUAUCUUGUUUUUCGAACCCAUAUUAGGACAAGACUGUUGAAUGAGCAAUAAAUAGGUGUCAAAACAA